Messenger RNA from Phanerochaete carnosa HHB-10118-sp, 1092 nucleotides. RefSeq lists its product as uncharacterized. The transcript is spliced from 5 exons. The record is from RefSeq and is a predicted model, not a curated record. Lineage: Eukaryota; Fungi; Basidiomycota; Agaricomycetes; Polyporales; Phanerochaetaceae. The coding region runs from base 126 to 971 and encodes 281 amino acids.
UCCCAACGCGAGACUCGUUCUCGUCCGCUCGUUAUUCCAGCCACUCCUUAUAGCUGCUCGGCAAGCCUGCUCAGUCGAAGAACACUUCGUCGCUAAUACCCAUCUCCUUACUGAUUAUACCAACAAUGCUCUCUUCUCUCUUCUUCGUGACUGUGCUUGCUGCUGUUGCGGUGCGGGCGGAUCCUAGUCCCUCCGAGCCUGGUCCCGGUGCCGUCUACAACGAGGGUUCAACAUGCCACAUCUCCUGGGGCCCUGACACUUCUGGGACGUGGAAUACCAUGAAUAUCGAGCUCAUGUGCGGUGACAAUGACGACAUGAUCUAUAUGACGACGGUUGCCACGGUCGAUGGUACCGACGCCACCAAAACGAGCUUUGAUUACCCCUGUCCCCAGGUUACACCCAACUCGGCCAUCUACUUCUAUCAGUUCACCUCGCCGAACACUUCCGACGUGACCUGGACGACGCGUUUCGCGAUUGCAGACGCGAGCGGUAACACCACUCCACCCGCCAAUUCGACCCAGCCGAACGGCGACUCGAUCUCCUGGGGCAUUGGCACUCUCGUCGAUCCCUCCACCGCCGUCCCAGAGCCAUCGUCGGGCACCGGGAAUAGCAACGGCACCACCGUGACCGCACCCCCCUCAGGACCCGCUACAUCGGGUACGCCUACGGCCGCGUCUGAGUCCUCCGGUGCUGCAACCACUCUCACUCUCGCUCCCGCUGCGUCCUCCCCGUCAACUGCUGGCUCGAACUCCGUCCUCGCCCUCGGUGGCAGCUCCGGCUCGCUCACCAAGUCAUCUAUGGUCACGGUUACCACCGGCUCGGCUGCCCCCACCAACAGUGCCACCGCGAAGAAUACGACUGGAAGCAGUGUGCCCAAUGGCGUGGCUGUUGGUGUCUCUAUCAGUUCCCGUAUCACGCAAUCUAUUGCAACCCUGGUGGUGGUUGGUGCUGCGUUCGCUGCCGUUUUGUGAGAUUAUAUUUAUUACUGUUGCAGUGUGGAUGCCGAACAUUACUUGUUCGCUAUGGGAUAUUCCUGUGUGGCUAGUAUGUUUGAAUAUUAUGCUGCAUGUGCAGACCCUGUAAAUGCGCGCU